Poeciliopsis prolifica (blackstripe livebearer) is the source of this 5400-nucleotide messenger RNA. RefSeq names its product NACHT and WD repeat domain-containing protein 2-like. The record is from RefSeq and is a predicted model, not a curated record. The transcript has 10 exons. The coding region runs from base 81 to 5219 and encodes 1712 amino acids. NCBI's taxonomy places the organism in Eukaryota, Metazoa, Chordata, Actinopteri, Cyprinodontiformes, Poeciliidae. Gene Ontology annotation, molecular function: protein binding.
GUUAGGUCGCUUAUUAUAUUCUCAGAAAAAGUUUUACUCCCUAUUUUUAUUUAUUUAUAUUUGAGGGUCACAGACCAGGCAUGCCAUUCAAAGGAAAAGGCCGGCACUCUUCAUAUUACUGCUGUGGCUCGUCCUGUGUCAAAAUCUACUUGUGCUCCAAUCCAGAAGACAGCGUGAUUGAGCGAAGAGCUCUCAGAGAAAAAGUGUUUCCCAGGCUCAGAGAGCACUGUAGGAGCUUACUGGCACUAGACGUGAGGCUGAUCGACCCAUUUGAGUCCAGCGAUCCUAAUUGUUGGCCAGAUGCAAACACCAGGCAGCAGCUAAUUGAAGAGUGCAGAAAGAACUCAGCUGGACCGUUUUUACUGGCUCUGGUUGGACACCAGUAUGGACCAGCCUGUCUGCCCUCCCAGGUGGAGGUGUCGGAGUUCCAGCUGCUGCUGCAGGAGAGCCAACAGGUGGGCAUGGGCACCCGGCAGCUGGAGAGGGCGUACCAGAGAGAUGAGAACGCCGUUCCUCCUUCCUACCGCCUGACGCCUGCCGUGAAAUCCGUCUGCAGUCCUCUGCAGAGAGAGGAGACGGAAGAAAAGGAGAAUAACAUGUUGUGUGAUGAAGAUUUGAGGAAGGUGUUGCAGACAGCUGCGAGUCUGUGUGUCCAGAGCAGCCGUAUGAGUGCAGAGAGAGCCCAAGUCUUCUACAGAUCAGCUCUUGAUUCAGAUCUUCGAUUUGCUUUGGAAAACUGCCCUGUCCUGGACAUUAUCAACAGAUGUAUGAUCUACGUCCACAAGGUCGUCAAUGCAGAUGGAGAAAGAGGAAAACAACAGAGAAACUCAAAGCCGCAGCCAACAUUAAAGGCUGACUUGUGUGAGCAGAGCGUUUUGAAGACAGUGGCCACUCCAUCUGAGUUAUUAUCACAGCUGUGUGACAGCUUCCUCCCUGCUCUGCUCACUUCCCGCCAACUUAUCCUCUACACCACCACCACCGAGUGUGACCGCCGCCAUGGCUACACCACAGCCAGGAGGCGGGCCUACGCAGACUCUCUGUGCCAGCAGGCUUUCUCAGACCUCGUGGCGUUGACGGACAGCUCGAACAUUCCUCGGGUCAGAGGGCAAGCUCAUGUCAUCGAUGCCCCAUCCAGGGAGCGGGCCGAGCAGGAGCAGCUGUGCUGCAUCCUGGCUCAGUUUUACAAAAUUAUUCGGCCAGAGGAGGAAAAGAUCAGUGCAUAUGUGAAAGGCGUGGAUCAACAGCGCCCACUAGUGGUGAGUGGAAGACCGUGCACAGGGAAAACUGUCUUAAUCGCACACUGCGCUGAACAGAUCAAGGUUUGGCUCCCAGACUGUGAUCCAGUGGUGAUCAGCUGUUUUUGUAACCUUUCAUUCUGUACAUCCCCUAAGCAUCUGCUCUCCAGUAUCUGUCACCAGAUAGUUCACAGAUAUGAGGAGCAGUCACUCAGCCAGCUGCAGGCUGAGUCCUGGCCCUGCAAGAACCCAAAUGAGUGCAGCUGUAAGACUAACGACCCCUUAAUAUCUGCUGUGGCUCCUCACAAUGACUGCCACCAUGGAAAACAGAUCUAUGAGAGAGACCCAGGUUUCUGUAAAACACCAGAUUCUCAAGAACUCCAUUCUAGCGUCAUAAAAGUGGAUGUUUCUCUGUCUGAACUUGAAGAGCAUCUUGUGUCCAUUCUAACCCAGCUACCUUCCGCAAAGCAUCCUCUUAUUCUCAUCCUCGAUGGCUUGGAUCAACUGGAGGACAACGUUGGUGCUCAGAUCAUCAGCAGCAUCCCUUCUCCGCUCCCUGAUGCUGUCAAACUCAUAAUCACAGUCUCCUCCAGCAGAACAGGCCUCCUGCAAGCCAUCAAGCUUCACUAUCCCCAGCAAGGCAGCCGUUCUCCUUCUGCAUCAGAAGACGACAGUGAGGAGCAGACUGGAUUUGCCUCUAUACUGCUCCAAUCAGAGGACAGGAAACAGUGUGCGAAGCUUUUGGAAUCGCUACUCAACAGCUCAGGAAGAAAGGUGACAUCAGGACAACAAGCGCUGGUGAACCAGGCGCUGACCUCCUGCUCUCUGCCUCUCUAUGUUCGACUCCUACAUGCACACACAUCACUCUGGCACUCUGAUUCAGAUGUGACCGAGUCGUCUCUCCCUGAUAGCGUCCAUUCGUCUAUUUCAGCUCUCUUGGAUCACUUGGAACAGAAGCACGGCUCGUCCCUGAUGGCUCGUUUGGCCUCUUAUGUCUCCCUGUCCAGGACCGGGCUCUGUGAGUCGGAGUUUGUGGAUCUGCUGUCCUGUAAUUAUGACAGCCCAGCUGAACGUGAGGGACCAAUUUCCCAGGUUGAUGUCGAGAGGCUUCUUAUGGAUUUGAAAAACUUUCUAAUCAAACGGCCAAUCGCUGAUUUGCAGGUUCUGUUUUGGGUGAGCCGGCAUUUCAGGCUUGUUGUGACUAAAAGAUAUCUGGGCAGUCAUGGAGUGAGGAGGAAAAUCCAUUCAGAGAUGGUGGACUAUUUCAGUGGAAGACGGAUUGGUAGAAAUAAAAAGCCAUUUGUUGUAAGUCUUGCAUCUGAACCAGAACAUGAACAAGUGAGUCAGCCAUUUAUUUUUCCCGUUACUGAAGAUGUUUGUCGGGUGAACAUCAGAAAGAUCCAAGAGUUGCCGCAUCAUUUGCAACAAAGUGGGAGGUUGGAAGAACUGGAACUUGAGUUGUUAAUGUCUUUAGGGUUUCAUCAAGCCAUGGUUCAAGCUGGCAUGCUGAGUGAGCUGGUAGCCAUGUUGAAGGCGUAUGAAGGCUCAACAAAGUUUGUAAGAGAAAAAUGGCUUAUAGCAAGCACAUUAAAGUCCUCUGCUUGCUUUUUGCAGAUCUCACCCCUGCAACUGCCUGCAGUGAUGGAGAUAAACCUCCUCCCUUACCUGGAAGUUUUUCCUGCCUUUGAGGGAUACGUAAGAGACAUCAGACAGUACAGGAAGGAGAAGAAAAAAGGAGUUGGAUUGGUACUUUGUCCCACUCCCUGUUCUGUUCUCCCCAUUUGCUACGUAGGACCCAAUAUUAAAACCAGAACAACCAGAGUUGCAGAAAUUGCAUGUACGGAAUGUGAUGUUGUGGCAGAGGUCAUGGAUGAUGGUUCUGCCUGGAUUUGGACGGGUUCAAUUUGUGAUUUGUACAAGCUGUCACUUAUCCAGGAUCAACAGGAGUUAAAGUUUUCAGGAGUUAAAAGUAAUUGCAAAUUCCUUUUGCUUUCCACGCAAUGCAGCAAACUCUUUGUGUGGGAUGGGGCGAAUCCACAGAGUCUAAUGGAGGUGAAGGAAUCUCUCAAAUCGGAGUCUGAGUCAAGUCAAACUCUGAGUACGAUUGAAGGAUUCAUCUCAUGUCAGGAAAUGAUAUGCAUCUGGUGGAAAAAGGAGAGUUUUGUCAGUGUGUUUGAUAUUGCCAAAAAUACCUCUACUCGUUUUCAGUGUGAGAGCUCUGUGAUCUGUUUGGUUGGCUCUGUAAAGAGUUUCAGCCUUUACUGUGGACAAGAGGACGGCACAGUGUCAAUAUUUGAUUUGACGACCAGCCGUCUUCUUGGCACCUGUUUAAACUCAACCAACAGUGCAAUUAUGCAGAUAAUCCUCUGUGAAGAGGAGCAAGAGAUUGCAUGUGUGGACAGGAGUGGGAGUGUAGCCUUAUGGGACGUUGCUGAUAAAAAACAAGCACCCAAACUUCUCAAAGAAAACUUCAGUCAGGGUGAGUCUUCCAGUAUUCUCAACACAGAUUAUUCCAAAGCCACCAGCACUCUUUUGGUGUGUCAAAUUCACCAGCUGACAUUGUGGAAUACAUUCAACUGGGAGAUGUGGGACCAGUUCUUGGCUCCGCAAGGGAAAGCCUUUUCUCAAGCGGUGCUCUCCCUGGAUGGACACCUUUUCCUGGCUUUGUUGGACCAUUUCACAAACAUCUUGGUGUGGAAGGUCAGCACUGGUGAGUGCGUCCUUUCUUUAGAAACAAACAGCCAGCCCCACUUGCUUCUCAAAACAGCCUCAGAUAUUCUUUGCGUGAGUCAUGAUGGAUGUCUGACAAUCUGGGACUCAGAGAUGAUCAAUGCUGCAGGUAAGGCAACGAAAAUGAGGAGUGAAGUUAAAGGCAUGGCAGUCGAGCAAACAGGAAAAUGCUUCUACACCACAGAUGGAUCAGAGAAUGUCUGGAAGUGGAGUUUAGAUGUUGGAUUUCCACAGUUUAUCUUCCUGCAUGCCGGGGCUGUGGAAAAAAUACAGCUCUCUCCAAACAACAGCCACCUUCUCUCUCUCUCUGCAGGGGAAAUAUACGUCUGGCAGACAGAAACAGGUGAGAACGUUGCGCGUAUCAGCGGCGGCUGUGCUGCAGAUGUGCUAAUCACUCCCAGUAGUAAAUUUGGAGUGAGCAUUUCUAAGCAUGGCCUCUCUCAUGUUUGGAAGUUGCCACAUGGAGCUAUUGUGUGCAAAAUUCAUCAGUACCUGUCAGACGCACAAGUAUCAGCUGAGGGGACCUUUCUUGUUGGCCUCUGCAAUGGAGACCUACUGGCUGCCAGCCUGUGGUCUGGUUCAAUCAGCAAGCGCUUCUCCUGUGUGGAAAACUCAGAGCAUGUUGUUGCUUUCCAGUGUCUAUUAGACCAUCCGAACUUUGUUGUGGUGCUGACUGCCUCUGGAGCGGUGUACACCUGGAAGAUGUCAGAGGAGACGGUAUGCCGGCACUUUCAGCUGCCACGUAGGUUUCACUGUCAGCCACAAGACUUUCAAAUGUUGCCUGAUGGGAACUAUGCACUGCUGUCCAUUGAUCAUAACUUCAUUAACUUCUUAGAUCUAUCUCGGGUCAGGUUGUGCUCCUUGAAAGCUGAGGGUCCUGUCAUCAAGGCUUGCUUGGACAAAACUGGGUGCUAUGUUGUGUAUGUAUGCAACCCAAGUAGCCAGGAGCAGAGCUGUGAAUGCUACCUGCACUCCAAGCUCAUCCUUACAGUCGUGCGGCUUUCGGACAGAGAGAGAAUAGGAAACGUACAUCUGCAUAAGAAGCCGUCAGCCCUGACUGUUAGCAAGCAGCAAGGCGUGUUUGUGGGUUAUGAGGACGGGUCUGUAGGUGUGUUCUUUGUUUCUGAUGCUACAGCUGAUAAAGAGUCAUUCUGGGACAGAGAGAUUUUAAAAUCUGUAACAAUAAAAUGUCCCUAUGACAGAGAACCUAUAAACUGUCGUUAUCAGUCGAAACCCAACGUUACCUGGUCAUGAGCCGACUGUAUCUACUUACAUACAGUGUAAACAAAAUGACUGCAGAUCUUUUUUGGCCCUACACUGGUUUGUAUUUUUUUUUCUGUUACAGUACAUAGUUUUUUCAGUAGGGAGCCAUCUGACAUGGGACCUUUCAAAUUAAAUGGGUUAAUUUUUAGUCACCAAGAAGAUGUUUUGUAGC